AUGUGGGCGUAUAUGACAACUUACAAGACACCCAUCGGUAUUUAUCCUUUUAGGCUUGUCUAUGUUAAACCUUGCCAUCUUCCCAUCGAACUUGAACACAAAGCUUAUUGGGCUAUCAAGGUAUGUAAUAUGGAAUUAGAUGCAGCUGGUGAACAUAGGAAACUUCAACUCAAUGAGUUAGAAGAGAUACGUAAUGAUGUAUAUGAAAUUUCACGCAUUUACAAAGAAAAGACCAAAGCUUUCCAUGAUAAAAUGAUUUCCCGAAAAUGUUUCGAAGUAGGGCAGAAAGUUCUUUUAUUCCAGUCUCGUCUUAAAUUGUUUCCCGUUGAAAUUAUUAGUCCCAAAACAGGGCUGGUUUCCAAGGUCAACGACCAUCGUUUGAAAACAUACUAUGAGCAAUUUGUGAUGGAGAAUCUGGAUAUGGUCACAUUGAGUGAUCCACUCCUUCUGAAGGAGUAA
Papaver somniferum (opium poppy) is the source of this 459-nucleotide messenger RNA. RefSeq lists its product as uncharacterized. The coding region runs from base 1 to 459 and encodes 152 amino acids. The record is from RefSeq and is a predicted model, not a curated record. NCBI's taxonomy places the organism in Eukaryota, Viridiplantae, Streptophyta, Magnoliopsida, Ranunculales, Papaveraceae. The transcript is spliced from 2 exons.